UGUUUAUUUUGAUUUGAAGAUAAAGUUCCAUUCUAAUGCGCCUGCUUACAUUCAAAUAGGCGAUCUAAGUCGCAGUUACAUUACAUUGGAAUCACUUGAGCUAGGAGCCCAGUUGACUGUGAGCAGCUUCUAUCCUCAGCAAAAUGGAUAACCUCAGUGUGAAAAUGGCCACCCUGACAGUGAAGCAGCUUCCGGCUAAGGAUGAGUAUCCCGACCUCAGCCAGCACCACAACCACAUGGCGAAGGUGCUGACGCCGGAGAUGUACAAAGCUCUACGCGAGCGCUCCACGCCCAGCGGCGUCACCAUAGAUCAGGUCAUCCAGACUGGCGUGGACAACCCUGGUCACCCGUUCAUCAUGACGGUGGGCUGUGUGGCGGGAGACGAGGAGACCUACGAGGUGUUCAAGGAGCUGCUGGAUCCGGUCAUCGAGGACCGCCACGGCGGCUACAAGCCCACCGACAAACACAAGACCGACCUCAACCCAGCCAACCUCAAGGGAGGGGAUGAUUUGGACCCAAACUACGUGCUGAGCUCUCGCGUCAGGACUGGCCGCAGCAUCCGAGGAUUCUGCCUCCCUCCUCACUGCAGCCGCGGGGAACGCAGGGCCGUCGAGACGCUCUCUGUCGAGGCUCUGGCUGCCCUUGAGGGCGAUCUGAAGGGCAAGUACUACGCUCUGAAGAACAUGACUGACGCAGAGCAGCAGCAGCUCAUCGAUGACCACUUCCUGUUUGACAAGCCCGUGUCCCCACUGCUCCUGGCCGCAGGAAUGGCCCGCGACUGGCCCGACGGCAGGGGCAUCUGGCACAAUGACAACAAGACCUUCCUGGUGUGGGUGAAUGAGGAGGACCACCUGCGCGUCAUCUCCAUGCAGAAGGGAGGAAACAUGAAGGAAGUAUUCAACCGCUUCUGCACCGGCCUCACCAAGAUCGAGUCUCUGUUCAAGAACAAGAACCACCCGUUCAUGUGGAACGAGCACCUGGGCUACGUGCUGACCUGCCCGUCCAACCUGGGCACUGGCCUGCGCGCCGGUGUCCACGUCAAGCUGCCACACCUCAGCAAGAACGCCAAGUUUGAGGACAUCCUCAAGAAGCUGCGGCUGCAGAAGCGCGGAACAGGUGGCGUGGACACGGCGGCGGUGGGCGGCACUUUUGACAUCUCCAACGCGGACCGGCUGGGCUUCUCCGAGGUGGAGCUGGUGCAGAUGGUGGUGGAUGGGGUCAAGCUGCUGGUGGACAUGGAGAAGAGGCUGGAGAAGGGAGGCUCCAUCGACGACCUCAUGCCCGCGCAGAAGUGAACACACACACACACACACACACACACACACACACAUAUACACAAGGCUCAUUAAGCUGUUGGUACUGUAGUUUCUGAAGGAAUGAAGUUGGAUUUGAACAUGUGAGAAUAAAGUAUUGGCCCACCUA
Alosa sapidissima (American shad) is the source of this 1422-nucleotide messenger RNA. RefSeq names its product creatine kinase, brain a (gene ckba). Gene Ontology annotation, biological process: phosphocreatine biosynthetic process. Lineage: Eukaryota; Metazoa; Chordata; Actinopteri; Clupeiformes; Clupeidae. Gene Ontology annotation, molecular function: creatine kinase activity. The transcript has 8 exons. The record is from RefSeq and is a predicted model, not a curated record. Bases 144 to 1295 code for a protein of 383 amino acids.